Molecule: messenger RNA, 1317 nt
Organism: Cordyceps fumosorosea ARSEF 2679
Lineage: Eukaryota; Fungi; Ascomycota; Sordariomycetes; Hypocreales; Cordycipitaceae
Product: tRNA-guanine transglycosylase family protein
Exons: 2
Coding region: 1-1317 (438 amino acids)
Molecular function (GO): tRNA-guanosine(34) queuine transglycosylase activity
Source: RefSeq, a predicted model, not a curated record
AUGGCCGCCUCCCGCGCGCUCUUCACCUCCUCAGCCGCCGUCCCAGGCACCGCCGCCCGACUCGGCCGGCUGGCCCUCCCUGGACGCGCCGCCAUCGAUACGCCCAACUACACCUCCGUCGCCAGCCGCGGCGCCGUGCCGCACCUCACCCCAGACAACAUGACCAGAUACCUGCCGCCGGGACCCGUAUACAUGGCGCUAGAAGAUUUCAUUGAGAAGAAGCAGCCCCCCAUAUACAAGACGCCCGUGACCACCAGGGAGGACCGGCUACACAGCUUCACCGGGCUACCGCUGGACAGCGCCACCAUCAUGGCCGCCCGCCGCAGCCAGUCCGUCACCACGCCGACGGGCAACACCGCCAAGUCGGUCACGCUCUUCACCUCCACGGGCUUCCGCAGCCUGACCGUGCCCGAGUACGCCGAGGCCGCCGCGCUGCUCGCCCCCGACGUCGUCGUGCCCCUGGCCGACCUGCUGCACACGAGCGCCUCGCCGCCGUCCAAGAAGCUCGUCCGCAUGGUGGAGCGGACCGAAGACUGGGUGGACCAGUUCCUCGAGGCCACGCAGCAUUCACCCGGCACCUCACCGCGGCCCAGCGCCGUGUUCGCGCCGGUGCUGGCCGUCGAAUACCCACUGCAGUGGUCGUACCUGCAGCACCUCGCCGAGGACCUCGUCGGCUCGCUCUCCGGCCUGGCCGUCUACGACACGAAGCUGCUCGCUGACCUCAUCCCCAACUACGCGCCGCUGCGCCCGCUGCCCCGGUUGUCCCUCGAGCCCCCCAAGACGCCGCAUGACGUACUCCGGCAGGUCGCCCUCGGCGUCGACCUCUGCGUGCUGCCGUUCAUCAACGCCGUCUCCGACUCCGGCGUCGCCUUCACCUUCACCUUUCCCCCUCCACCUGCAGACACCACGCCGCGGCCGCUGGGCGUCAACAUGUGGUCCGAGGAGCACGCCACCUCGCUGGAGCCGCUGAGCCCCGGCUGCGCGUGCUACGCGUGCGCGGCGCACCACCGCGCGUACCUGCGGCACCUGCUCAACGCCAAGGAGAUGCUGGGCUGGACGCUGCUGCAGGUGCACAACCACUACGCGAUGGGGCGCUUCUUUGAGGGCGUGCGCGCGGCGCUGCAGGAUGGCACGUUUGGCGAGGCGGCGGCGCGGUUCGCGGCGGCGUACGAGGCCGAGUUCCCGGAGGGCACGGGUGAGAGGCCCCGCGCGCGGGGGUACCACUUCAAGAGCGAGUACGGGCAGGAAAAGAUCAACAAGACGACGUGGAUUGACGUCGAGGCGACGCUGGCGGCGCAGCCGGAGUCGGAGGCAUGA